AUGGCGGGACAACUGACUGAGGGAUGCGUCUCGCGCAUGCUCGAUGACUCGGAAAAGAAUGUCGACUUUCAGCCAAUUUGCCAGGUGCUCACAGUCAAGAUGAUCAAGGCCACCAAGGAAGGGGCCAGCGACCGGUACCGCCUCAUCCUCAGCGAUGGCGAACACUAUGCCCAGUCCAUGCUGGCCACUCAGCUCAAGGGGCUCGUCGAAAAUGACGGCCUGGCAAGGAAUUGCCUCAUCAAGAUCAAGUCGUACGCCCCCAACACGAUCCAGGAUCGCAAGAUCAUCAUUCUCCUCGACGUUGAGGUGGUCGAUACCACUAUCGCCGAUCGCGUCGGCGACCCAAAGAGCUACGAGCAGCGCGCCGCUCCAGCUGUCAAGACGGAGGGCGGCGCAGGCACGAGCCCAGCUCCUCGCGCCAACGCAGGCGCGAUGCCUGCACGCAGGGCGCCCACCGCUGGCGUCCGAGCUGGCGGUGAUGGCAGCAUCAACAAAAACCCCGUCUACCCCAUCGAAGGCCUGUCUCCGUACCAGAACAAGUGGACGAUCAAGGCACGCGUCACGAGCAAGUCCGAGAUCAAGUACUGGAGCAACGCGCGCGGCGACGGGAAGCUCUUCAGCGUCAACCUCCUCGAUGAGACGGGCGAGAUCAAGGCCACGGGCUUCAACGAUGCCGUCGACAAGCUCUACCCCCUCUUCAUCGAGAACAGGGUCUACUACAUCAGCAAGGCCAAGGUCAACAUUGCCAAGAAGCAGUUCUCUACCGUGAACAACGAGUACGAAAUUACGUUUGAAAAGGACUCGGAGGUGUUCGAGUGCAAGGAUGACGACGUGGGCGACGUACCAGAGGUCAAGUACAACUUUGUGCCUCUCGAUCAGCUCGACUCCGUUGAGCCCAAACAGACCUGCGACGUGGUCGGAAUCGUCGACAGCGUGGGCGAGCUGGGUGAGAUUAUCUCAAAGGCGUCGCAGAAGCCCGUGCAAAAGAGGGAACUCGUCUUUGUCGACCAGACUGGCAUGUCUGUUCGUCUCACCCUUUGGGGAAAGACAGCCAUGACGUACGGCACGGACAAGGGACACGUUGGCGCAGGCAUGGACGAUCGGCCCGUCGUUGCGUUCAAGAACAUCAGCGUGGGCGACUUUGGCGGACGCAGUCUGAGCAUGACGUCGAGCUCCAGCAUGAUGGUCAACCCAGACCUGCCCGAAGCACACAGCUUGCGCGGCUGGUACGACGACGAAGGAGUGGCCCUCUCGAGCAAGCAGGCCUUCAAGUCGUACUCGAGUGCUAUGCUGGGCAACUCGACUGUUGGGGCAAACAGCUCCGACCCCAAGGAGCGCAAGACGAUCGGCGAGGUCAAGGACCUGGGCCUGGGCACCAAGCCAGAAGGAAAGGCCGACUACUUUAACAUGCGCGCCACACUCGUCUACAUCCGCAACGAGAACCUGUACUACACGGCGUGCCCCGGUGAGAAGGGGCCCGGCGAAAAGUGCCAGAAGAAGGUCGUGUGCGAGAGCGAGGGCAACUGGCGAUGCGAGAGGUGCAACCGCAGCUACGAGGCGCCGGACUACCGGUACAUGCUCUCUGCCAACGUUCAGGACUACACUGGCCAGCUGUGGAUCAACAGCUUCAACGACGUGGGCGAGCAAAUCGUCGGCAUGAAGGCCGAGCAGCUCGAGCAGCUGCGCAACGAGGACGACGGCGAGGCAAAGUACAACCAGGUCCUCACCAAGGCGGCAAACAAGAUGUACAUGUUCAACUGCCGCGCCAAGAUGGACACCUUCCAGGACCAGGAGAGGGUGAGGUACAGUGUCACGAGGAUCUCAGAGGUCGACUUUGCCAAGGCUGGAAACGAGCUCGUGGAAGCCAUGAAAAAGUUUCUCUGA
Molecule: messenger RNA, 1884 nt
Organism: Acaromyces ingoldii
Lineage: Eukaryota; Fungi; Basidiomycota; Exobasidiomycetes; Exobasidiales; Cryptobasidiaceae
Product: replication factor-a protein
Exons: 2
Coding region: 1-1884 (627 amino acids)
Biological process (GO): meiotic cell cycle; DNA replication; telomere maintenance via telomerase
Cellular component (GO): nucleus; DNA replication factor A complex
Molecular function (GO): single-stranded telomeric DNA binding; damaged DNA binding
Source: RefSeq, a predicted model, not a curated record